GUGAGAUACCUGUGAAGGUGAGCGGAUCCGUUACUGUUACUUUACGGUUGUGUUGUGAUUUUGCUAGUGAAAGUGCGUGAAUCAAUUCGGAAAUCGUUCUCUCGGCAAUCAAGAUAUGGAUGACUUGAGGGGAUUCUUGAGGCAAGCGGGACAGGAGUUCCUAAAUGCAGCUGGAGAGGCUGCAAUGGGAGCGGCCAAGGAUGUGGUUGGAUCGGUGAUCAAUGAAAUCUUUAUCAAGAAGGAGGCCGACACCAAGAGGGUUCUUCCGAGCAUCAAGAAUAUGAGAGUUCUCGGAGAGAAGAGCUCGAACCUUGGACCAUAUUCCGAGGUGCAGGACUAUGAGACGAUUUUGAACAGUUGCCUAGCUAGCGGAUCCCUUUUUGAAGAUCCACUUUUUCCGGCAUCAAACGAGUCCCUUCAGUUUUCUCGUCGUCCAGAUCGUCACAUCGAAUGGCUGAGACCUCAUGAAAUUGCCGAGAAUCCCCAAUUUUUCGUUGAGGGUUAUUCACGUUUCGAUGUCCAACAGGGAGAACUUGGUGAUUGCUGGCUCUUGGCUGCCACUGCUAAUUUGACCCAGGAAUCCAAUCUUUUCUUCCGCGUUAUCCCAGCAGAACAGAGCUUCGAGGAGAAUUAUGCUGGCAUCUUUCAUUUCCGCUUCUGGCAGUAUGGUAAAUGGGUGGAUGUGAUUAUUGAUGACCGUUUACCCACAUAUAAUGGAGAACUUAUGUACAUGCACUCCACCGAGAAGAACGAGUUCUGGAGCGCACUGCUGGAGAAAGCCUAUGCCAAACUACAUGGAUCCUACGAGGCCCUAAAGGGAGGCAGUACUUGCGAGGCCAUGGAGGACUUUACGGGUGGCGUUAGCGAAUGGUAUGAUCUAAAAGAAGCCCCCGGCAAUCUUUUCACCAUUCUGCAAAAAGCAGCUGAACGUAACUCCAUGAUGGGUUGCUCUAUUGAGCCCGAUCCAAAUGUCACAGAGGCGGAAACUCCUCAGGGUUUGAUUCGUGGUCACGCUUACUCCAUAACCAAGGUUUGCCUUAUUGACAUUGUUACGCCAAAUCGUCAGGGAAAGAUCCCUAUGAUUAGAAUGCGAAAUCCUUGGGGCAACGAAGCUGAAUGGAAUGGACCUUGGAGUGAUAGCUCACCGGAGUGGCGUUACAUACCUGAAGAGCAGAAGGCGGAAAUUGGACUUACUUUUGAUAGAGAUGGAGAGUUCUGGAUGUCCUUCCAGGAUUUCCUGAACCACUUUGAUCGAGUGGAGAUUUGCAAUUUGUCACCGGACUCGCUGACCGAAGACCAACAGCAGAGCGGCAAGCGAAAGUGGGAGAUGUCGAUGUAUGAGGGAGAAUGGACACCCGGUGUUACAGCUGGUGGUUGCCGUAAUUUCCUGGACACUUUCUGGCACAAUCCCCAGUAUAUUAUUACUUUGGUUGAUCCCGACGAGGAAGACGAAGAGGGGCAUUGCACAGUGAUUGUGGCCUUAAUGCAGAAGAAUCGCAGAUCCAAGCGUAAUAUGGGAAUGGAAUGUCUGACCAUAGGCUUCGCUAUCUAUAGCCUCAAUGAUCACGAACUGGAGAAUCGUCCGCAGGGCCUGAACUUCUUCAGGUACAAGUCAUCAGUGGGACGAUCGCCUCACUUUAUCAACACACGCGAAGUAUGUGCUCGGUUCAAAUUGCCUCCUGGUCACUACCUGAUUGUGCCUUCAACUUUCGACCCUAACGAGGAGGGAGAGUUCAUCAUUCGAGUAUUCUCAGAAACUCAAAAUAACAUGGAAGAGAAUGAUGAUCAUGUGGGUUAUGGCGGCAAAGCCGAUCCGAUAACACCAGGAUUCCCAACACCCAAGCCCUUGGAUCCGCAGAAGGAGAGCCUGCGACGCCUGUUUGACAGCAUUGCUGGCAAGGACAUGGAAGUGGAUUGGAUGGAGCUGAAACGCAUUUUGGACCAUUCGAUGCGAGAUGAUCUACCUAAACCAGUUGUAUUCAACCGCUUUUCCAAUAAUAUGGCAUUUGAGACACAGGCUGCAGGUCCUGGUGAAGAUGGAGCCGGUGCUUGCGGACUUUUGUCCUUGAUUUGUGGACCAUUUUUGAAGGGAACUCCAUUCGAAGAGCAGUUGGGCAUGAAUGACCAGUCGAAUAAGAGGCUAAUUGGGGAUAACCCAUCCGAUGGUGGUCCGGUGACAGCAAAUGCUAUUGUGGACGAAACUCAUGGAUUUUCCAAAGACGUUUGCCGUUCAAUGGUGGCCAUGUUGGAUGCAGAUAAGUCUGGCAAGCUAGGAUUCGAGGAGUUCGAGACUCUGCUUUCGGAAAUUGCCAAAUGGAAGGCUAUCUUCAAAAUUUACGAUGUGGAGAAUACAGGAAGAGUGUCUGGUUUCCAGCUUCGUGAGGCUCUCAACUCUGCUGGCUAUCAUCUAAACAACCGUGUUCUUAAUGCUUUGGGUCAUCGAUAUGGCUCACGAGAUGGCAAAAUAGCUUUUGAUGAUUUCAUCAUGUGCGCAGUUAAAAUUAAAACUUAUAUUGAUAUAUUCAGAGAGCGAGACACCGAGAAGAACGAAACGGCCACAUUUACUUUGGAAGAAUGGAUAGAGCGCACCAUAUAUUCUUAACUGAAAGAAUUAUAUCUAAGUUAGCAAAUCAACUCGAAUUAAUAUUUACAUACAAUCUCCUAAUGGUAAUCUCCAAUAUUGUUCUUUAUAUAGUACAAAACAAACAAUACUUCCGAAGAAGCUUUCAUCCAAUUGUAUGAUCACAUCCUUGUAUUUUUUGUCGAUAAACAAUGAUCACCGAAUUUAUUGACUUGUUGACCCAGAUUGAUAAUUUAGUUAUUCAAUAAAAAACAUAUAUUACAUUUGCAUUUUAAAAA
Drosophila eugracilis is the source of this 2859-nucleotide messenger RNA. It is a transcript of the gene CalpA, whose product is annotated as calpain-A. Gene Ontology annotation, cellular component: cytoplasm. Lineage: Eukaryota; Metazoa; Arthropoda; Insecta; Diptera; Drosophilidae. Gene Ontology annotation, biological process: proteolysis. The record is from RefSeq and is a predicted model, not a curated record. Gene Ontology annotation, molecular function: calcium-dependent cysteine-type endopeptidase activity; calcium ion binding. Bases 116 to 2602 code for a protein of 828 amino acids. The transcript has 15 exons.